This is a messenger RNA of Caenorhabditis bovis, 768 nucleotides long. The record is from the annotation of a GenBank genome assembly. NCBI's taxonomy places the organism in Eukaryota, Metazoa, Nematoda, Chromadorea, Rhabditida, Rhabditidae.
AUGUAUCAUCCGGAGCUCACGAAUCGCCACAUCGAAAAAGACAUUCCGCCAACAGCGCAGCCGGUUCAAUUACUCGCGAGUUCUAUCCACUCAAAAUCAAACGUCGAUUCUUCCGGACUAACAUAUGAUAUGGACGAUCACACUUUUGGCCAUUUGCAAAAUAUUAACGAAAUUCGUCAAGGAAAUGAUACGUGCAAAUUGCAAUCAGUUUGUGUUCCAAUCCCCCAAAUCUCCGACGACCCGCAGGUUGUCAUUUACCCAAGAUGCUACGAGGUGGACCAAUGCGUUGGAAGUUGCUGCGACGCAGUCGAAUCUUGCCAUCCGCACACAGUGAAUCUAGUCAAAAAAUCGAUCGUCGAGCUUGUUUACAUUGGUAACAAUCGAUUUAUGAUAAACACGACUAAGGAAAUAACAAUGGAAGAGCACACCUCAUGCUCAUGCUUCGAUUGCGGAGCGAACACGCCAUCCUGUCCGCCAGGAUUCAAAGUUGGUCGAUCUUGCAAAUGCGAAUGCGAAAAUAAAGACAAAAGAAAUGAUUGUGUUGGUGCCGAAGUUUGGAACCCCGAUUUGUGCAAAUGUCAGUGCGACUUGAAAUGCACUUCGAAGAAUUUUGUGCUAAAUGAGAAGAGUUGCGAAUGUGUCAAGAAAAGAAAACAUGGCCUUCAUCAUCACAGACACCACGGACACUCUUCUCGCUCGCAUCCUAUUCCAAAAGAGGAAAUAGCAAAAAUCGAUAAACUUAAGGUCGGUCGCAUCGGUUUCAAUUGA